Molecule: messenger RNA, 936 nt
Organism: Scomber japonicus (chub mackerel)
Lineage: Eukaryota; Metazoa; Chordata; Actinopteri; Scombriformes; Scombridae
Gene: hectd2
Product: HECT domain containing 2
Biological process (GO): protein polyubiquitination
Molecular function (GO): ubiquitin protein ligase activity
Source: RefSeq, a predicted model, not a curated record
AUGGCGAUGGAGCUGAUGGGCUUAGCAGUUUACAACAGCAUCGCUCUGGACAUCCACUUCCCCCUCUACUGUUACAGGAAGCUUCUCACUCCUCCUACUGCACCAUGUGACCAAAACUCUCUUAUCGGCAUGGCAACCGCGACCCUGGACGACCUGCAGCAGAUCAUGCCGGAGCUGGCUCACGGUUUGGGAGAGCUGCUGAACUACGAGGGAAACGUAGAGGAAGACUUCUACCUCACCUUCCAGGUGUUCCAGGAGGAGAUGGGAAUGAUCAAAUCCUUCAACCUGAAGCCUGGAGGAGACAAGAUCCCCGUCACCAAGCAGAACAGGAAAGAGUACGUUCAGCUCUACGUCGACUUCCUGCUGAAUAAAUCCAUUUAUAAGCAGUUUGCUGCCUUCUACCACGGCUUCCACAGUGUGUGUGCCUCUGAUGCUCUCAUGCUGCUGCGGCCGGAGGAAGUGGAGAUGUUGGUGUGUGGCAGUCCUGAGCUCGACAUGAACGCUCUGCAGAAAGCUGCUCAGUACGAAGGAUACAACAAGAACGACUCCACCGUACGGUGUUUUUGGGACGUUGUGUUAGCGUUCCCUCCCGAGCUGCAGAAGAAGCUGCUCCACUUCGCCACAGGAAGUGACCGCGUUCUCGGAGGAAUGGCCGACCUCAACUUCAAAAUCUCCAAGAUAGAAGUUCCUACUGACUGCGAUGGUCACCAUAGUUACAACAUCCUCGGCUGCAAUUUCCUGUUUGAAAAGCAGCCCCUCCCCUUCUGCUACAGAGCCAAAAUGGCGACCGUUGAGGGGUCGGUUCCUAUGGAGACACACGGCAACGGUCACAGCCCCGUAAAAAUUACCCCAAAGUUCCUGCAGUGGAAACGACCAACGACCAACGACCCUUUAGUGCACUGCAUGUGGAACGCACUUAUGCACUCAGAAUAUUAA